Molecule: messenger RNA, 3785 nt
Organism: Clupea harengus (Atlantic herring)
Lineage: Eukaryota; Metazoa; Chordata; Actinopteri; Clupeiformes; Clupeidae
Gene: nr1i2
Product: nuclear receptor subfamily 1, group I, member 2
Biological process (GO): negative regulation of transcription by RNA polymerase II; positive regulation of transcription by RNA polymerase II; cell differentiation
Molecular function (GO): zinc ion binding; nuclear receptor activity; RNA polymerase II cis-regulatory region sequence-specific DNA binding
Source: RefSeq, a predicted model, not a curated record
UGUCCAUGUCCCUGUGGACGUGAUAUGUCUUUUGUUGCCCAGAUUCUGAAAUGUAUCACGUGCGAGUAAUCUCUCCAGAAAUGAAGGGCUUUAGUCCCACACGCUGCUGACAACUUUGCGUCCUUGUUAUUCGGCGCCCUGGUCAAGAAUUGUCGACGCAAUGAAAGAAGAGAGGAUCCCAUCAUUGGCAUGUCUUAAGUACAACUGCCAUCGUUUGUUUGGAUGCCAUUAUGCGUGCUGAUCGAGCUACAGUGCGUCUCUCUUCAGGGGGAUCAACAUGAGUGAGGAAGAGGAGCAGCAGCAGACGAAGAGCUCGGAGGAGGAGAAGGAGGAUGAAGAGGAGGAGGAAGACGAGGGGCCAAAGAUAUGCCAGGUGUGUGGAGACCAGGCAAACGGCUACCACUUCAACGCCAUGACCUGCGAAGGCUGCAAGGGCUUCUUCAGGCGGGCUGUAAAAAGGCUGGGGACCUUGAGGUGUCCGUUCCAGAAGAACUGUGUCAUCACCAAGAGUAACCGGCGACAGUGCCAGGCCUGCCGCAUGCAGAAGUGUCUCUCCAUCGGCAUGAGGAGGGAGUUGAUCAUGACGGACGAGGCGGUGGAGGAACGGCGCUGGAAGAUCAAGCGGAAGAGGCUGAUGACCGAGCCCGUGCUGCUUUCUCCCCAGCAGGAGGCACUCAUCCAGGAGCUGCUGAAAGCUCACGGCGAGACCUUCGACAGGACCUGCUCCAACUUUAACCAGUUCCGCCCCCUAGAUCGGUGUGCAAGCUCAACAUCAGUGAACAGCGAAGGACUGCAGAGCACAAAGCCUGACGCAGUUCAGUCAGGAGAGAAAGAGUGGAUCCAGAGCAGCGAUGGUUCGGGCUCCUCUUCCUCGUUCCUGUCUCAGAGCUCCGUGGAGAGUAAUGCUGAGCAGGAACUAGGCGAGAGGAGCAAGGGCGUGGUCUUCACCUCGCUGUCCCACAUCAACGACCUUAGCACAUACAUGAUCCAGAACGUCAUCAACUACGCCAAGAUCAUCACCGACUUCAGGGCUCUUGCAAUGGAGGACCAGAUAUCGCUGCUCAAGGGAGCCACGUUUGAAAUGAUGCAGAUCCGCUUCAAUAUGCUCUUCAAUGACAAGACAGGCAUCUGGGAGUGCGGCCCCCUCCACUACUGCAUGGACGACGCCUCCCGGGCGGGUUUUCAGCCCCACCUGCUGGACCCCCUGAUGAAGUUCCACUACACGCUGCGAGGCCUCCAGCUGCACGAUGUGGAGUAUGUGCUCAUGCAGGCCAUCUCCCUCUUCUCCCCAGAUCGCCCAGGUGUCACGAAUCAUGAUGUCAUCAGCCAUCACCAGGAGACGCUGGCCAUCGCCUUGCUGACAUACAUCGAGUCCAAGAGGGAGGAGGGAGAAAAACAUCUGCUGUUCCCAAAAAUCAUUGCGUGCCUGACGGAGAUGAGGACGAUGAAUGAGGAGUACACCAAGCAGGUGAUGCAGAUCCAGGACAUCCAGCCGGAGUUGUCGCCGCUCAUCCUGGAGGUCGUUAGCCAAGACAGCUAACCAUGGCAACAGCUAGCCACUUGAAAAGCUAGCUUCCAUAAACUAGGUCUGUUAAGAAGUUUCGGGGAUACUGGAACACGUAGGUUAGGGAGUCCUCUGCAAACAUUACUUUGCUGACAUGCUGUGGACACAGACACACCCACACACAACGCUGCUAAGAGAUUUAAAGGGAUCAAAUAAAAUGCCACUGGAAGGUGUCAUCCUCAAAGUAACUUUUUGGAUCAAAACAUAUUUUUGGAUGUGGAGGAUUCAGACGCUGGGAACAAGCUAAAACCACUCAAGCCAUCUUAAGCCAUCUUAAGCACUCAUGACUUUCUGUGAUAUAUGGAGGGCUGCCAGAGGACAACCCAGCAAGAAGAGACAAAGAUGGGACUAAGCUGAAAAAAAAAAAAAAAUGUUAAACUUGUGUUGACAAAAAAACUAAAAAUGUUAAACUUCUUGUUUUGUAACUUCACACAGUAUCAGUGCACAAAUACGGGUCUACACGAAAUCCUGUGAAUGUAUGGUUACUGUUAGUCUACAUCGAUCAAAUGGUGUGUAAAAAGAAAAAAAGAACAUGACCAUUUACACCAUGGUUUUGCCUUUCAAAACGUUUGUAAAAUUCCUUCCUGCCAACCUUCAACCAGUUAGUCAUGGAUUUGUCCUGUCAUUGGGUGGGGUUUUGCAGUUGAAUUAACCCUUAAAUAGCUGUAUGAUGUAUCUUGUAUGUGCAUUUAUUGCAGAAAAACUCAGUUGCUUUGAGACAGAAUAUUUGAUUUAGAGUUAUAUUUAAGAGUUUAAGCACUAUUUCAAAGUGUCAUGCCUCUCUCAGGUGGGUAACCUUUGCAGGUGUUUUAUAGUACACUAUAUAAGACUGGAACUUCAGUAAAGCACAAUCACCAAAUUAGAUCAGAGAGAACGUCUAGAUGGAACAUCACAUUGAUGCGGCCCAUAGCCAGAGAGCCAUCAUUGUCGUCAUCAUCGUCAUGCAGGUGUAAUUGUCUAGUUUAUCUCAACUCAGUGGCAGUCUUGAAUUGCUGAACACAACUCAUUGAGCCAAUUAAGUCAAAUUGCUUCUAUCACUUGUGGAUGGUCCAGGGGUUGAUGGACGAUUUUUCAGUGCAAGGUGGUGCCCAGGAGGAGAAUCGAGAACCAGUGAUCGAGUGCCUGCAACCAUUAGGCUUGUGAGUGACCGUGUAUGUUAAUGCUAGUGCUAAUGUGCUGUGAAUGUUGUGAAUGGCAUUGGUUGAAUUGUCAUCACUGGAUUUGUGGGAGUGCUGUGGUUUUUCUUGAUGAUAAUGUUCUUGACUCUAGGAGUAAGUGAGCCUCUCCUCUGCCUACAGUUAGUGUUAGUGUGCCCUCUGCUGGUAGAACUGAUGUAGUUAGUGUGCAUUGGAAAAUAUCACAGGGUGUACUUGAAUGUUUUUCGUCAGUGUGUAUAUGUGUUUACACCACAUUAAGCCUAUAGAGAUACUGCCUAUUUAAUAAAGUGAUAAACAGUCUAGUGUGCAAACUUCAAAAUCAAAACACAAAGACAAAAUCAAAAAGUUUAAAAAAAAUGUCAGUCAGUCACCUAAUUGAUCCCUUCCAAAUAGGGGUUCACCAUUACAAGAACCAACUAUAUCAUGCUGUCAACUGUCCCAACGAAAGAUGGCUUCAAACAAGAUGUUGGGACACUGAAUGUUAAUAAUUCCAAUUCAGAAAUUGCACACAAUGAUGUCCAAUCCCAACUCAAGAGUAUCAGACAGACUCGGAACAACUGUACUGCUACAAACCGCAAGAAAGACGUUUUCGUGAAUGUGAUGUUUUUCACGAAUGCAAAGAUAACUGUGACAAGUCGUUGUUCAAGCAAGGACUUCAGACUUCAUGAAAGGUCUGCUACUGCACCUACCAGGCCCGUCUCAUGAGGAUGCACUCAACAGGAACACGUCCUCUCAUGGCCUUAGCCAUCGCAUGUACAAUCUAUUUUGUGACUACAAUGUGUGUUUCAUGGGGACAGAUUUAUUUUUCAUUGACUGGAGUAAUCUCCAGAUAAGCUGUACAACUGAUUGAGCUAAUGCUUUAUAAGUUGUUUUUGAUACGGCGUCAGGUGUGGAAAUGCACUUGAGGUACUCGAGCUGGACGUUUCAGGUCUGUGUAUCUGUCCUCCCUCAGGUUAGCAUGUGCAAAGCCACAGAAUGUACGCUUACUGCUGUCAAUCUUGUCCUCAGGAAUAAACAGGUGACGUAUGUAUGUAUGUACAUUAAUAAACGGUAAGAAUGUUAAA